Molecule: messenger RNA, 729 nt
Organism: Symbiodinium sp. CCMP2456
Lineage: Eukaryota; Dinophyceae; Suessiales; Symbiodiniaceae
Source: the annotation of a GenBank genome assembly
AUGGCGAAGCAUGCCGAAGCCUUCGAGGAGAUCAGUCGGCUACCCGGGCUGGUGCAUGUGAAGGUGACGGACCGAGAGGAGCCCUAUGCCGUGCCAGCCAGCCUCCUGACGCUGAGCUCCGACGUUUGGAGGUGUGAGCUGACCGGAGGCUUCAUGGAGGGCGAGACGAAGGAGCUGCCUUUGGAUGUGACGGCUGGGGAGUUCGAGGUGGUGCUCGACUUCCUCCUGCCUGCGGCCGCGUCGAAAAGGGCGGUGGAUGCAACGAACCUCGAGCUGCUGAUGACACUCUCCUGGAAGUAUGACCUACAGGGCCUGAAGCUCAAGUGCAUGAACUUCAUCGGCAAUGAGGUCAUCUCGGCUCAUAACGUGGAGCGCCGCCUGUACUACGGCAUCAAGUAUCAGGAGUCGGCAGACAAGAACUUCUUCAAGACAGAUCUCGGUAAGAGCAAAGACUUCCUUGCGGCAAAGUUCUUCGAGGUCGACGGACGGGCCUGUCUUCGACGCGUUCGAAAACGGAUUCAGGAAGAAGCCGCAAAGAUCUCGGCAGCCACUUCCCCUCUGACGGACCUCUAUGCAGAUGUCGUUGAAGAUGUCCUCCACGCGGUGCGAACCCGUGGCCUUUCGGCGGUCGCUUCCUACAACAACACUGGGACCGGGCAACUGCGACGCCGAAUCGAAGUUGAGAUGCCUCAUGUGCACAAGUUCCUCAAAAGAUCUGAGGACGGCUGA